AUGCCACCACAAAUCAAACAAGACCUGAACCGUUCUGGUUGGGAGUCCACCGACUUCCCCUCCGUGUGCGAAAACUGCCUGCCUACAAAUCCCUACGUAAAGAUGCUCAAAGAAGACUACGGCGCCGAAUGCAAACUCUGUACGAGACCGUUCACCGUCUUCAGCUGGUCCGGUGAGGGCCGCGCCCACGGUCGCAAGAAGCGCACCAACAUCUGCCUGGCGUGCGCCCGCCUCAAAAACGCCUGCCAAUGCUGCAUCAUGGACUUACAGUUUGGCCUACCUAUCGUCAUCAGAGAUAAGGCGCUCGAGCUCAUCGCGCCAGGGCCCCAGAGCGAGAUCAACAGGGAAUAUUUUGCGCAAAACAACGAGCAGGCCAUCCAGGAAGGGAGAGCAGGGAUCGAGGCAUACGAGAAGACUGAUGAGAAAGCGAGAGAGUUGCUGAGGAGGCUGGCACAGAGCAAGCCCUACUUCAGGAAAGGGAAAGAGUUGGAUUCGGAGGGCAACGCAGUGUCCGGGGGGCCUUCGGGGAGCGGGAGCGCGACGGGUGGAAAUCCGGCCGUUGGAGCCGGGCUUGGCGGUGCUGGACCGAUCCGAACACGAGAUUCAAGAGCGGCAGCUGCCGUGGGAGCGAGACCAGGAGGUGGGAAGAGGGGACCAAUCCCUGCGAAUGCCCCUCCACCUGGGCCCAGGGACUGGAUGCCGCCUUCGGAUCCGACCAUCAUGUCGCUCUUCGUAACCGGGAUUGAGGACGACCUUCCCGAAUACAAGAUUCGGGACUUUUUUAAGUCCUUCGGAAAGAUCAAAUCCCUGGUGGUGUCGCAUAUGACCCACUGCGCUUUUGUCAACUACGAGUCUCGCGAAGGAGCCGAGCAAGCAGCGGCUGAGUGCAAGGGGCGCGCGGUGAUUGCCGGCUGUCCUCUUCGAAUCCGAUGGAGCGUCCCGAAGGCUAUUGGAAAUAUGAACAGGGAGGAGCGUGGACAGAUGCUACGCGAUGGGCGAUCUGCCUUCCCUGAGGCCAAGAGGAAGGCCAACCCGAAAGCCAUUGAAGGAGGAAGUGGUCAAGAGCAGGGUUCCUCUGCUCAUGGUCAAGACCAGGGUGGACUGCUUGUUGCGCCACCUCCAGGACAGGAUGACGUUCAAUAUGCUAGUCUCGCUGGUAACUAG
Podospora pseudocomata is the source of this 1164-nucleotide messenger RNA. RefSeq names its product Pre-mRNA-splicing factor slt11 (gene SLT11). The record is from RefSeq and is a predicted model, not a curated record. Gene Ontology annotation, cellular component: U2-type catalytic step 2 spliceosome; U2-type catalytic step 1 spliceosome; Prp19 complex. Gene Ontology annotation, molecular function: pre-mRNA binding; U6 snRNA binding. The transcript has a single exon. NCBI's taxonomy places the organism in Eukaryota, Fungi, Ascomycota, Sordariomycetes, Sordariales, Podosporaceae. Bases 1 to 1164 code for a protein of 387 amino acids.